ACCUUCCUAUUUCCUUGUUCACUUUUACUUGUCCAUCCUACUAAAACUAUAUUUCCGUUUUUACUUGUCCAGUUUGAAAAAUAAGAAAUAAAUUAUCACUUUGUUCCUAAUUUAAUCUCAUUAUUAACUAUAUUCAUUUUCCAGAAUAUUGAAUUUCUUAUACUCAAAGGUUGAUAUAGCAAAAUUUUCAUUUCAUAAUGGCACUAAAUUUUACUAGGUUGUUUUCAACCAAAAAAGAUUUAAAGGAAAAUAAACUGUUCAUACCAAAAUUAUGCUAAAACAGAGAGGUGGUUACCAAUAGAUUUUAGGAAGAUUGGCGAAAAUAAAAUGCUACCUUAAUCUUUUUGUACAUAUUUGGUGAAUUUCUUAAUACAAAUACAGGUUCGGCCGAAUCCAAAGGUAUUCCUGUGGGAGCUAGCAUAGAGGAGGAUUAAAAGAUUUGGCUUUGCUUUUGCCUUCCUAAGUGCGGUAUCAUGCCAGAGGAUCCAUCUGCUAAUGUUUUUCUCGCCUCAGCUUCACAAGUUAUCACUGAGAUAACUCGACUUGUAUUUGAAACAAUAGAGGCUGCAAAUUCUGUUGUUGUUCAGAAGGAGAACUUCGAUAUAUUUUCAAAGUUCUUGGAGAAGAUUGCUUCGGUCCUAAAAGAGUUAUCUAAGUCUGAAGUUAGUGAAGUCGAUAACUUAAGUCCUGCUUUUGAGGAUCUCAAGUUGGAGAUAGAAGUGAUCAAGCAACUAGCUUUGGACUGCAGAAGUAGGAACAAAAUCUAUCUCUUAUUAAAUUGUAGGAGAAUCGUCAAGUACUUUGACAGUAGUACGAGGGAUAUUAGUCGGACUUUGUUGCUAAUGACAUCGGAACCUUUGAAUGUUUUACCCGAAAUCACUGACCAGAUUAAAGAUCUAUGCAAGAACAUGCUAGAUACUGAGUAUGAAGUCUCUAUAGAGGAGGAAGAAGUUUCAGAGAAGAUUGAAUCAGGGAUACAAGAGAGGAAUAUUGAUAGAUCCUAUGCAAAUGAUUUGCUCAUUUGUAUUGCUAGAGCUGUUGGAAUAGCAAAUGAGCAAUCAGUGCUGAAGGAAGAAUUUGGAAAAUUCAAGGCAGAAAUUGUUAGUAGUGAACAUGGGAAGAACCUGACGGAGACAUUACGGAUGGAAGAGAUCAUUCUAUUGCUUAGCAAGGCUGAUUUGCUUACUACUGCAGAAGAAAAGCAGACAAAUUAUUUGACUAAAAGGAACUCUUUGGGUAGGCAACCAUUAGAACCUUUGCAAUCAUUUUACUGCCCAAUUACUGGAGACGUCAUGGAAGAUCCGGUGGAGACUUCUUCUGGUCAGAUAUUUGAAAGGACAGCUAUCGAGAAGUGGUUAGCAGAUGGCAAUAAGCUGUGUCCUUUGACAAAAAAUCGCUUGAAAAAGUCAGAUCUUCGGUCCAAUAAAACACUGCGCCAGUCGAUCGAGGAAUGGAAAAACAGAAACAUCAUUAUCACCAUUGCUUCCCUAAAACUAAAAAUACAGGCAGACAAUGAGGAAGAAGUGCUUCAAUCUUUACAGAAGUUGCUGGAGUUCUGCGUAAGGAGUGAGUUGCAGAGAGAAUGGAUAGUGAUGGAAAAUUAUGUUCCAGUUACUAUAGAUCUUCUACGUGCAAAUAAUACUGAGAUACGAAAGUAUGCUUUAAUGAUACUUUGCGCUCUCUCAAAGGAUAGCGAAGAAGGCAAGGAAAGAAUAGGUACAGUAGAUAAUGCUAUUGGGUUGGUGGUGCGAUCUCUUGCACGUAAACCUGAAGAAAGCAUAUUGGCUUUGCAGCUGCUUUUGGAGCUAUCCAGAAGUAGUAUAGUUCAGAACUUGAUUGGCAGUGUCCAGGGUUGCAUCCUUCUACUUGUUACUUUCAUGAAUAGUGAGGACUCCAUCGCUGCAAAGUGUGCAAGUGAGAUUUUAGAGAAUCUAUCGUUCCUCGAUCAGAAUAUUAUUGAGAUGGCAAGAUUAAAUUAUUAUGCACCCUUAUUACAACAUCUAUGUUCAGGAACUGAAAGUAAGCGUCUGAUCAUGGCUAAAACCUUGUCAGACAUUCAACUGAGCGACCAGAUUAAGUUGUGCCUCACAGAGAAAGGUGCACUGAAGCCACUUCUUGAACUUCUCUCUCAUAGCAAUACAGAGAUAAAAAGCAUUGCUGUCAGAGCACUUCAAAGCCUUUCAACUGUCCCACAAAAUGGUCAGCUGAUGAUAAAGGAAGGUGUCAGUGACCUACUAUUUGAACUGCUAUUUUGUCACACCUUGUCAACAGAAAUACGGGAAAAUGUGGCAGCAACAAUUAUGCAACUUGCCGUAUCAAAAAAUUCCCAAGGAUCAGAGGAUGUGCAGGUUUCAUUGUUGGAGUCUCAUGACGACAUCUUUAAACUGUUUUCUCUUGUAUCGUUGACUGGAUCUAAUGUGCAGCAAAGCAUUCUUCGUAUCUUUCAAGCAAUGUGCCAAUCUCCUGCUGGUUCUGAUAUCCGAACCAAACUGAAACAGAUUUCCGCAAUUAAGGUACUAGUCUACCUAUGUGAACUUGAUGACCGUAAGGUACGGGCUGAUGCAGUGAAACUCUUCUAUUUAUUGGCAAAAGAUGGUAAUGAUGACAUUCUCGUAGAGCAUGUAAACAAUACCUGCAUCGGGAACUUGGUACGGAUCAUCCGAACUUCAGAUAACGAAGAAGAGACUGCUGCUGCGUUGGGAAUAAUCUCCUAUCUUCCUCAAGAUUGUUCAAUGUCCCAGCGCCUUCUUGAUGCUGGGGCGCUUGAUGUCAUCUUAGACUCUCUGCGUGGUAAAAAUGACUAUGCUUCACUAAGAAAUGAAAUUGUUGAGAAUGCUGCUGGAGCCCUUUGCCGUUUUACUGUACCAACAAAUCCAGAAAUACAAACACAAGUUGCUGAAGCCGGUAUUAUUCCUCUUCUCGUAUCCCUACUAGCAUCAGGCAGUUCUUUAACCAAAAAAAGUGCAGCUACUUCUUUAAAGCAGUUUUCAGAAAGUUCACAAAAGCUGAGCAAGCAGCCAGCUAGGAAAAAUUGGAUGUUAAGCUGUUGUAUUGCCUCCUCACCGACACAUGGCUGUCCUGUGCAUCUAGGAGUUUGCAGUGUGGAAUCAUCGUUCUGCCUUUUAGAGGCUAAUGCUCUCAGACCCCUCGGGGGAGUGCUAGACGAUCCAGAUACUGCAGCUUCUGAAGCUUCUUUAGAUGCAAUCUUGACAGUAAUUGAAGGCGAACAACUGCAGGAAGGUUCUAAGGCACUUGCAGAAGCCAAAGUCAUUGCUCCAAUCAUAAAAUUGUUGAGCUCAUCGUCUAUCAUUUUACAAGAAAAAGCUCUCAAGGCCUUGGAGAGGAUAUUUCGGAUGUUGGAAUUGAAGCUCAAAUAUGGGAGCUCAGCUCAGAUGCCGCUUGUGGAAAUCACUCAGAAAGGAAGAAGUGACUUGAAAUCUUUAGCUGCUAAAGUUCUAGCUCACUUGAAUGUGCUUCCUGAACAGUCUUCUUUUUUCUAAUAGACGUUCAGCAUGGGACGAGUACAUCAUCCACACUGAAGCAUAGCACAUUCAUGUCAUUGGUUUUUCCCUUUAUCAUCUCGAGCUGUUUAUUAUGCGCACAGUUUAGAAUGGGAUCUGUCAAAUAUGAAUCUUAGUCUUUCCUAUGUAAUGUUUAGUGUUGCCGCUAGGCCUGUGCAGCCUCGUGGCGUAAAGUCAGAUUUGAAUAUGUUUCAAUGUAUAAAUUUAUUUAUUAUUCAAGAGUGAGUAUGAUUUGGUACUUCUCAA
Molecule: messenger RNA, 3767 nt
Organism: Capsicum annuum
Lineage: Eukaryota; Viridiplantae; Streptophyta; Magnoliopsida; Solanales; Solanaceae
Product: U-box domain-containing protein 44
Exons: 5
Coding region: 474-3500 (1008 amino acids)
Biological process (GO): protein ubiquitination
Molecular function (GO): protein binding; ubiquitin-protein transferase activity
Source: RefSeq, a predicted model, not a curated record